Molecule: messenger RNA, 1557 nt
Organism: Bombus impatiens (common eastern bumble bee)
Lineage: Eukaryota; Metazoa; Arthropoda; Insecta; Hymenoptera; Apidae
Gene: Ndfip
Product: NEDD4 family-interacting protein 1-like
Exons: 6
Coding region: 167-895 (242 amino acids)
Biological process (GO): vacuolar transport; ubiquitin-dependent protein catabolic process; metal ion transport
Cellular component (GO): perinuclear region of cytoplasm; Golgi apparatus; endoplasmic reticulum
Molecular function (GO): WW domain binding
Source: RefSeq, a predicted model, not a curated record
UGUAAGGAAAUCUAAGUUCACGGCGAUACAGCCUUGCCAGCUGUCAGCCAUCGAUUGUAAGAACUUUUGCUGUCUUAGAAAGCAGCAGUACGUACGAAAACAGUAUCUUUUAUUUCUUCUACGUAAUCAAAAUAAUAUACCGCGCUUCGAAUAAAUUUCACCAGGAAUGGAUAGUAAUAUUCAUUACAAUAUGCCUCCACAAACAAAUAGUAACUUAAAUGAGGAACCAUCAUCUCAAAAUGAAAUACCUACACUAGCUGUGUCUGUAUCAGUUAUACAAAAUGAUACAAUCAAUUCGGGAAACAUUGCUGCAGCACAAACUUCAAUUGAAGACCGUAUGACUGGAGGAGAAGACAUUCCACCUCCAAAAGCAGAUUUUUCAGCUCCACCACCUUAUGAAGUUGCCACAAAAUUACCUAGUUAUGAGGAAGUACAACGUGAGAAAACAUUACAAGGGGAACCUUACCCUCAAAUCCACAUGCCUGAAAAUAUUAGAACACCAGCAAGGCCUUUAACAAUAUUGGCUAUAGAUACUGAAGUUGUAGAAGGAGAUCCAGAGAGUACUUUACUUGGCACUGAUUUUAUGUUCUUUACAGCAUUUUUGGUUGCAUUUUGCUUUAAUUGGAUCGGAUUUUUACUCAUGAUGUGCUUCUGUCAUACAAUUGCAUCUCGAUAUGGAGCACUGUCUGGUUUUGGUUUAUCUUUGUCAAAAUGGACAUUUAUUGUUAAACAUUCCACUGAUCUUGCAUCGCGUGAAAAUUCAUGGCUAUGGUGGUUGAUAAUGGGAUUUGGAGUUUUGAUUUGUGCACGUGCUAUUAUUCAAUAUUUGAACAUCAAACGUGGUUGGAGACUACUACCUGGAAGUGCUCAGGAACGCUUACUCUUUUUUUAUUAAGCCAUUAAACUUGCACUUUUAUCUAACUUGGCUUUAGAACAAACAGCAUUUCUAUCUGGGGUUGUAUUUAUAUAAUAUAUAAUCUACACCCUCUAAAAAUAUAUAUUACUUAAUAUUGGCUAUGUACUAUUCUAUUAUUAGAAAAAAGCAAAAUUAAAGUUAUUAAGACUAUUUGCCAAAUUUGCUUAUGUAUGAGAUAAACAGAGCAAGGUAAAAACAGAAAUAAGAUAACUUCUGCACACUAUUUUAUGUAUUAGUACCACAUAGAUAAAAUAAACUGUAAAUUUUUAUUGCUCAAAUAGUAUGGACAAUGCUUUAAUGUGAAACAUUAUUUACAUGUUGUUCAUUUGUACGAAUAGAUACACAUAAGAAUUAUUUCGUGACAUCUGAGAUAUAUGUAAGUUUAUUACAUAUAAAAUUGGAAUUAUGAGUAAAAGAAUUUAUUUUGUAAGAAGAAACAUAUAACCAUUGUCCGUAGACAGGUAUUGAAGUAUAAAAGUUCUAAUAGUGAUAUUGUGUAAUACCUUCUAGUACUAGGUAAGCUUCUAGAAUUUUGAAUAUGAUCUAUAUAUUGAUAAUCUGCAUUGCUUGUUUGUAUAUUACUAUAAUUUAUAGAGAGGAUCCUUAUUGAAUUUAAAAAUAUAAGUUACUCAUAAAAUAUA